AUGGGAGCGUGCACAUCGUGCAUGCGUCUUCUGCUUGACGCCGAAGCCGACGUCAAGAUCCAUGUGAUCGAACCAACUUCCAUCAACAAUGGCGAAGGAGCAUCGGUUGCUACUCGUGACGCAGCUCCACAGAGUCCCGCACCGCCACCACUUGCCACAUUGCAAGUGCCAGGACAACUCAGACCACGCACUCCAGAGCCAACCGAUCCACGCGUCGCCAACUUGUAA
Molecule: messenger RNA, 228 nt
Organism: Caenorhabditis briggsae
Lineage: Eukaryota; Metazoa; Nematoda; Chromadorea; Rhabditida; Rhabditidae
Exons: 3
Coding region: 1-228 (75 amino acids)
Source: RefSeq, a predicted model, not a curated record